AAGAACUGGAAAGCUUUAAGAGAAACAAUGAGGUUGUAGAAGAAGGAUGUGAAUCAAAAAAAGGAAAAACAUCGGAUGAUAUUGUAAAGAGUUGUAAAAAAGCUGAAAGCAAAUUUAAAACCGAGAUGAAAAAACUGUCGGGUGCUUUGCAAGAUGCGUUUGAGAAGAAGAUAGAAGAAUCCCUGGAGGAACACAAACAAGACUUACUGUUAAGUGCUAGCAAAGAUUUACAGGAAAGGAUUGAGAAUGACAUUAUAAGAAUCAAAGAGGAGCUUGGUGCACAUGUCACAGAGAUACAAGGUUGUAGAAAUGACAUCAGUAAAAUUGAAGAUUAUUUCCUUGAGGUAAAACCACAGAGUAAGCAGGCCUACAGACCUGUUUACCUCAAACUCUUAAAAUCGUACAAUAUCAUCACAAAAUUGUUCAAUACAUUAUCUUAAUUAUAAAUAAUAAACAUGCAGUAUGUAUACAUCUCCAAAUCGUAAAUUCUACGCUAAAAUCAUAAGAGUAAACAGGUCUGGGUCUAUGUAUUUUUAUGUCUUCUAUGCUCUUCCCACUUUAUUUUAUUGAUGUCAUUGCUGGGCACUAGAAUAAGCAUAUUCAUUUUAUAUUCUCUUCUCUCAUUAUUUCUCUCUGACAUAAAAUAUACAAUGAGAACAAUUAAUAUUUACAAUCUUUACAUCCUAAUGUCCAGAUACAUAUACCGAAAAGCAAGGGACCAUGGGCAUCAAAUUAUCUUAGAUUUAAAUAGGUAUUAAAAAAACAAGAUUGUUCAGCUCUUGACAUUUUUUUUCAAUUUCUAUUAUUAGUUUCAUGAUUCAAGAACUUGAAUCUUCAUUACACAAGAUACAUUAAAUUUUCUUUUCUUGAAAGUCUCUACAGUUACACGAGCAACAAGC
Molecule: messenger RNA, 899 nt
Organism: Lymnaea stagnalis (great pond snail)
Lineage: Eukaryota; Metazoa; Mollusca; Gastropoda; Lymnaeidae
Source: the annotation of a GenBank genome assembly